UAGGUGCUCCGUUGUGACAAUGGGUUAACGGUGUCUGUCUUGGUGGGUUUGUUAGCGGGGCAUGGGCAGAUAAAGAAAACAGAUUGCGAGGACCUUCCCCGGCCCGGCCACUCCUCUGUCACGCCACCCUACGAGAGGAAAGCACUAUCCGGGGCAGUUCUGACCUCCAGGCAGACUUAUUCGCCCAUCUGUAACUGACAGAGCGCUCUAUCGCCGCCCGCCGCACUUCCAAAGCGGAGUCCAGACAUCUCGCCCGCUAUGGGAUCCGCUCCCGAGUGCAGCUACACUUUCGAAGACUACAAAGAGACAGCAGAUUGGUUACUCACCCGAACUGACCUGAGGCCGAAAGUGGCCAUAAUCUGUGGGUCUGGGCUGGGUGGCUUGGCUGACCUGCUGGGUGACAAGGCCAUCUUCCCUUAUCAGGACAUUCCCAGGUUCUCCCAGAGCACAGUUCCUGGACACUCUGGACAGCUGGUUUUUGGAAAGAUCGAAGGAAAACCAUGUGUCUGCAUGCAGGGCAGGUUUCACUUCUAUGAGGGAUAUGCCCUUACAAAGGUGACCUUCCCAGUCCGAGUAUUCCACCUCCUGGGGGUGAAGACCCUGAUUGUCACUAACGCAGCUGGGGGACUGAACCCAGAUUUUCAGGUGGGAGACAUCAUGUUCAUCAAGGACCACCUCAACAUUCCAGGCAUCACAGGUCAAAACCCCUUGUUCGGGCCCAAUGAGGAGAGGUUCGGCGUGCGGUUCCCCUGCAUGUCUGACGCCUACGACAAGGGCCUCCUCCGGAUCGCCAACAAGACGGCGAGUGAGCUGGGCUUUUCCGACUUCGUCCGGAGCGGAGUGUACUGCAUGGCGGCGGGGCCCAGCUACGAGACCGUGGCCGAGUGCCGCUUGCUCCGAACCCUGGGAGGGGACGCAGUGGGUAUGAGCACAGUGCCGGAGGUGGUCGUGGCCAGGCACUGUGGCCUCCAGGUGUUUGGAAUCUCUCUCAUCACCAACAAAGUAGUGAUGGACUACGACAGCCAGGAGAAGACCAACCACGAGGAGGUGCUGCAGACCUCCAAGAUGAGAGCUAAGGACCUGCAGAGCCUGGUCUGCAGCUUUUUGGGCAAGAUAGAGUAGGCCCACAGGCUGUGCCUUCUUAAAACCUGCCGCCAACACAGUUGGCUACCAUGAGCGCUUGUGAUAGAAUAACCUUGCUGAUUGCUUCCAUGCGAAGAUUACCUAGGCUUUGCUAAAUACAGUAUAUGAACUCCAGGCAAGAAACCCUUUUGCAGCCUGAAGCAGAUAUAUUAUUGCACUAGAUAAACAUUCAUAAGGAUUUUAGCUUGCAGGAUAUUUGUUUAAUGGACCAGUUUCAGGAACCUGAAAAAAAUAAUCAUUUCGACCAAUUAUACAACUUCUUAAUUGCUGUAAUAACACUGAAGCUUGAAGAUUCAGACACAUCCAAUUUUGUGACAUUACGUGGCGUUUCACCUGUUUUUCUCAGCAGCCCCUUGUCUUUCAGAACUGCAAAGGUUGCUAAAAGACAAACAAGCAUCAGGGCUAAGAACAACAUCAUUAAACACACCAUCAAGCUUCAGAACAGGACUGGAGCCUUUGAACUGAACUGUCUCGUUAGAAUAUCUCGAUUCAUUUUUAUACAGACAGAAAAUAAGAACGUGUGUGUAAUAAUUCCCACUCUCAACACAAAUACAUUCCACAGUCGAGCAAAAUAUUGAAGUGGGAUCUACCCUGGAGGAGGUACUACAGACACUGCAUGGUUUCCUCAAAAUUAACAUUUUCGACACUGGAUUUCCUCGCUGGGCGGCCAGACAUUCACAGCACUAAGGUAGAGAGGGAGGGCUGUUAUUAACCGAAAGACACAUUCUGUUCAGAGAUACUGUACACCAUAGAAGUAAAAAGUCAAAAUAUUCAAGGAUCUUUGGAUACUAGCUGCAGCCAUAACAAAGUUUUUAGCCUAUGUUAAAACAAGCACUACACCACACCACUGUGUUUAAAACCUUUCUCAGGUCAAAAUCUUUGCCAUGUAUCUCCUAAGUGUGACUGCUUGUUGUCUACGCAGCUUGUGAGAUCCUUUCUUUCUUACCAAUUCCCUCCACUUAGCCCACUUAAUUCCAGAUGGUUUUCACAGCCCGCUCAGUGAUCAGGCAGGUGUCAGUGCAACACCCCUCCUGCUGGUCAAGGACCCCUGCAAUACGACCUCCCCUUGCUCUGAGGAAGAGCCUGUGGUGCAGGCCUCUGUCCGUACAGAUGACCUUGCAUUUUCCUAGAACUCAUGCCAUGCCAAAGGUGACAGAGUAACGAUUGCCAGUAGUCCAGCUGGAUGUGUUUAAUAAUCUUCUCAGCUGCAGUCUUUAACAGAGUCACACUUUGAAACACGCCCACACCUUCGGCCUUCUUAUUGACUUCGUAUGGCCAGGCCUUGGGUUUGCUGUUUUUUUUAAACAGAGGAAGACUUCUCACCGUGUUUAAAAAGAAACAAAGAACAAGAGGCUGUUAAUUGCCUGGCUUUUCACAUUUUCCUCCUCUUUUCACACUGCCAGGGAUCUGUUGCAUUGUGAGAAUGUUUUAACCUGGGGACAGGGGUGUGUAUUCCAUCAGGAGCAGAAGGAGUGGCGUACACGUGAAAUUUGCUUACAAAGCUGGUAACAAGUUGUUUGUGAAGCAGGUAAUCUAAUGAGUCACUAGAUGUAACAAGAUGCUUUUGUAUUUUGGAUUCAAUAGCAAAUAUAUUCAUCUGUACUCUCUUGAGAUUUUUAAAGGGUUACUAGUUUAAUCAUUUGCAGGAGAAUAAUGGAUCAGGUGAACAACCUUGUGGCUGUCCUUAGACAAGGUCAAAGGUCAGCUCUCAGCUGUGUGGCUCUACUAACGUUCUGGGGCGACCCAAGCUGGCAAGAUCUACAAAAGGGGUUCGAACGAGGAGCUGGGGGGGAGUGCGGGCUGCACUGGAACAAGUACAGGCUAGUACAGGCUAGUUCCACAAGGAAAAGUGAAAGGAAAUAGUACAACAUUCUGGCUGUUAAGCCCUCUCCGUGUACGAGGAAGAGAGAGGGAAUCAAUGAUACCCAUAAUCAACUCUGCCCUUUCUCUCUCUCCCCCUCAUCCAUGUAGACAUUGUACUGUUUUUCUUUCGACGUUUGAGCGUGGAAGUCAGAUCUAGAAGUGCUAGAAAUGCUUUGGAACAAGCCAGUACAUUAUCCAGAUUCGCUACAGCUUAGGAGCAGAAUACAAGAACAAACGUUUAUUACUAAUUGUGUGCAAUCUAUGUAAGUAAUAUAGUAUAUUGAAACUGUAACACUAAUAUAAAGAGUUUGACAUCAAUGACAGUUGGAUGGUUUUUGAAAGUGUCAAACCUGUUAUUGACAGUAUUGAAGGUAUGUUGUAGAACAGAAUGUAUUUUAUGAGAAGAAUUAUUCUGAAAUAAAAAAGUGAUCAAUAGCA
This is a messenger RNA of Lepisosteus oculatus (spotted gar), 3444 nucleotides long. It is a transcript of the gene pnp6, whose product is annotated as purine nucleoside phosphorylase 6. Lineage: Eukaryota; Metazoa; Chordata; Actinopteri; Semionotiformes; Lepisosteidae. Gene Ontology annotation, molecular function: purine-nucleoside phosphorylase activity. The record is from RefSeq and is a predicted model, not a curated record. Gene Ontology annotation, cellular component: cytoplasm. Gene Ontology annotation, biological process: nucleoside metabolic process.